Brugia malayi is the source of this 600-nucleotide messenger RNA. RefSeq lists its product as uncharacterized. The record is from RefSeq and is a predicted model, not a curated record. Lineage: Eukaryota; Metazoa; Nematoda; Chromadorea; Rhabditida; Onchocercidae. The transcript has 4 exons. The coding region runs from base 1 to 600 and encodes 199 amino acids.
AUGUCUUCUGAAACAUUGAAACUUCUACCGAUUGGAGCUGAAGGAAUUGUUGAAAAGAUUAUUCAGUUGGGUGCAACAAAAUUUAUACAAAUUUCACAGCAUGUAUUGGAGAGAAUGCCGGACACAGUUGACGUUGCAGAUAUAUUUGACACAGAAGAACGAGAAAAGUUGCGCGAAAAUUUACAAAUUGAUCUUCCAACAGAACUUUCUGUUUUUUUGACCAUAAGCGAAUUAUGGAAAAACAUUGCAUAUUCUCAGCCUAAAUUGCAGCCAUUGCUUGAAAGUUUGAAAGAAAUUGGAUUUGAUGAUGAAAUGAGGACCGCAAUCGUAAAAGUUUGGUCAGAAAGCGGCGUGACGGUUUCAGAUCAGUUGCGCAAUAUUUCAUUUUCUGGACGUCCUAAUGUUAGAGAUGUCGGAUGGACGCUACGUAUGAGUGUAGCAAGUAGCCAUAAUCCAGUGAUGCGUGCUGCAGAAACAAUUCUACAGUUUGAUACAGAUCGGGGUUCAAAAAUUGUCGAGCUGAGCAGAGGUAAACUUGUAGAACUUUAUAUGAUGCUGCAGGAGGUGCAAAAAAGUUUGGAUGUUUUGCUUGAAAGGUAG